AAAGCUAGGUAUGUCAGAAUGAAGUUGAUUUUGUUCACGCUAAUUACUGUAGGAGUGCAGUUGAGCUAUGGGCUCCCAUUGGAGAAGGGUUGCCAGUGGGUACUUAGUAUAUUCAGGAGGAAUUGCGAUUAUGUGUUCGGACCAGAACCGUACAUGAUUCGUACUUCCUGUGAUUCGGUAGUACCGAUGGCUCAAGGAGAAACCAAACGCAUCUGCUGUAACGGAGACUGUAUUUGCUGUUUUUCAAAACACUAUUAUUAUAACGACUAUGCAUCGAACGAAUUGCAGUCGGGAAUCGAGGAAUAUCCAGAAUCGGAGACGUUUUCUGAUGAAUCUUCCACUACCGAAUUGCAACCGGAAAUCGAGGAUUUUCUACCGAUACCGAAACCGAUGCCGGAUUAUGAUGACUCUUUCUCUUCCGCUUGGCAACCGCAAUUCGAAGAUAAACACCAACUGAUAAAAUCCCAGGAAUCGAUGCCGUUCUUUGGUGAAUCUUCCACUAACGAGCAGCCGCAGCCGGAAUUCGAAGAUUUACAAUCGAUAGAAAUCCUGUAUUCGGUGCUGAUUGUUGAUGAACCUCCCACCUCGGAGAAUCUUCAUUCAACAUCCAGUAUUCGUUUUCCCUACUUACUGCCAUUUAGUCCAAAAAUUAUUCUGACCGGAAUACCGUACUCAGAACCAGCAACCGAUGAAUAAAUUUACCGGGAAAGCACGCAAGGAUGAUUUACUAACAUGGAACGAAAUAUAACAUUGAAUCAAUAACCCCUCCCUGUAUUGUUAUUAAUAAAAAUUCUCAGAUUUUAUUCAUCCCAUCAUUUGAA
This is a messenger RNA of Malaya genurostris, 821 nucleotides long. RefSeq lists its product as uncharacterized. The record is from RefSeq and is a predicted model, not a curated record. NCBI's taxonomy places the organism in Eukaryota, Metazoa, Arthropoda, Insecta, Diptera, Culicidae. The coding region runs from base 19 to 696 and encodes 225 amino acids. The transcript has 2 exons.